UCAAAUUUAUAAUUAAAUUUAAUAGGAAAUUAUUAAUUUUUAUUAAAUAUUGCAAUCCCUAAUUUAGAUUAUUGCUAAAAAUCGUGUUUUUAUGUAAAUUGUGAUGAGUUCUUGUUGUGGCAACGAGUUAGUUUUCAACUCGGCUAUUAGUGAAGUAAUAUCCACAAAUAUAGGCGAAUUUGUUAAUUUAGCGCAAAAAAUUGAUAGUUAUUUAGUUGCAUUGGGUGCUAUUAUUGUUAUAAGUGCAUUUGUUAUAUACACCAGGCGUAGAAGCGGUGUCGAUUUCCAAUCAGACGAAUAGACUGUGGUGAAUGAAAGUAACAGUAAUGAAAUUGUAUGGUGCAUAACAUUGAAGGAACACUGUAAGGGCACCCGUCGUCGCGGCGGUAUCAGCGGGCGGGGAGGCGGGUCCCGACGGCCCUGCACCCGAGGAAAGCAUGAAAGGCGUGGAGGCCACACCAGAGGAACAAGAACGGUUAGCAGCCGGAAAUAACAAUGGUUCCCUUGACUGCAAGCUGCCACCGGAGCAGCCGCGCAACGCAUUCCACUCGACGCGCGUGUUCAUGUUGGUGUUCCUGGGGGGAUGGGUGCUGCAGGGCAUGUUCCUCACGUACUUCGUGAGCGUGACGACAACGGUGGAGAAAUUGUAUAAGGUUGAAUCGAAGACGACGGGAAUAUUGUUGUCGGCGACGGAGAUCGGCCAGAUAUGUACGGCGCUUUUUCUUACAUACUUGGCGGGACGCGGUCACCGGCCGAGGUGGAUCGGUUGUAUGAUGCUGGUGCUGGCUGUGGGGGUUAUCGGGUGCGUAGUGCCGCACAUGCUGUACGGGACGAGGCUUAUGGACGUGCACUUGGACUCGCACAGAGCGGAGGCCGCGCCGGUAUGUUCGGCGGACAACGCGUCGAACGCGUGUGAUGACGCUCACAUGAAGAGCACGGCGGCGAGGUCGUCCAUCACUGCGGUGGUCAUCCCGUGGCUCUUCGUGUGCCUGCUGGUGGUCGGCGUGGGACAGACCGGCAUCGCCACGCUGGGCAUUCCCUAUGUGGAUGACAACGUUGGCAGCAGACAGUCGCCGCUGUAUAUGGCAAUCACAAUUGGAAUCAGAGUAAUAGGACCUGCUCUAGGAUUUCUCCUUGGAGCCUUAUGUACGAGGGUUUACGUCGAUCCAUUAAAAGACCCUGGCUAUGAAUACAGUGACCCAAGAUGGGUUGGGGCUUGGUGGCUCGGAAUGGUAUUCAUAGCUGGCUUCAUAGUGCUUCUCUCAGGGCUGAUGUUCUGUUUCCCGCGACAAAUAAGACAGAGUCCCGUGCCGCUGCCAAUAAAGAAGAGCAAAGAGAAGAAUGAACCGUUGUUUAAAGAUUUCUUCGCGACCAUCAAACGGCAGCUCACGAACGACAUCCUAAUGUGGCGAACAGCCAGCUCCGUACUGCACUUGAUGCCCAUCAGCGGAGUCUAUUCCUUCCUGCCGAAAUACCUGGAGAAGCAGUUCCGGCUGCCCACGCAUGAUGCCAACCUUGUCUCGGGUCUUGGCGGCAUUUUGGUGAUGGGUCUGGGCAUCAUCACCUCCGGAGUUGUGAUAUUGAAGCUAGUGCCGAGCGCUAGACAGGUGGCCGCGUGGACUGCUGCGACCGCUGCUAUAUAUAGUGCUGGUAUGAUCCUCCUAAUGUUCGUCAGUUGUCCUGAAGAGAGCUUCCGCGUCAUCACCAAGGCGGAGAUGGCCAAUUUAUCGUGCAGUGUCGACUGUCAUUGUGAAAAUGCUUCUUAUAGUCCUGUUUGUGGACAGGACUCAUACACAUACAUGUCGCCGUGCCAAGCGGGAUGCUUGAGCAGCAAGCAGUUGGACAAUAGCACGUGGUUGUAUUAUAAUUGUUCCUGUGUUGAUGGCGAUCUACAAGGACUUAAGGCUUAUAAAACAAUCGAACGCUACGAGCUUAAAAAUGCUACAUACGACGACUCUGCCAACUGGAACGGUUUCGCCGUGACCGGCGAGUGCGGAGGUCCCUGCAACCAGAUAUAUGUGUUCAUCGCGAUAUUUGCUGCGGUUAUGUUCGUACACGCGAGUGGGGAAGUGGGAGCCGUGUUGCUGAUCAUACGGUGUACGGAUAAGCACGACAAAGCGAUGGCGAUGGGCGUGAUCCAGUUCGCGAUAGGCGUGUUCGGCAACGUGCCGUGCCCGAUCGUGUUCGGCGCGGCCGUGGACGCCGCGUGCCGCCUGCGGGACGCGGCGUGCGGGCUGCUCGGCGCCUGCGCGUCGUACGACAGCGACCACCUGCGGCACUUCUUCCUGGGUCUAUCCGCCGGGCUGAUGUUCCUAGCGUUCAUAAUGGACAUGCUAGUGUGGAGCCGGGCGGGUCGUAUCGACAUGAACCCGUGCGAGAUAUCAGAAGCCCCGCUCUCCCCGCUGGCCAGCCCCCUCACACCCGCCUCACCGGACACACAGCUCUGACAGAAAAUAACAUAUGAAUCGCACCUGUGAAGUGGAAUUGUGUAACGGAAUAGUGCACCGGAAUAGUGCAACGGAAUAGUGUCACGGAAUAGUGUCACGGAAUAGUGCAACGGAAUAGUGUCACGGAAUAGUGUCACGGAAUAGUGUAACGGAGUAGUGAAGCGGAGUAGUGAAGCCCAUUUGUGAUAGUGAUACUCGCCCGUGAAAAUAGUUAUGCCCAUUUGUGAAAAAUAAUAAUUUACUGGAAACAAAAUGUGAAACAGUGUGAAAUUCACCUGUUACACCUGUUUACAAUUUAAUUGUAAUAGUGAAAUCAAUUUGUGAAAUAAUAGUGAAGCCUAUUUUUGUCCCUAGCGGUUCAUAUCAGAACUCAAAAAUAAUAUAAAAUAACGAAUGAUAUUUGAAUUUCAAGCUUCCAAUAUUCAUGCUAAUAAUAAAGAAUUAACUAAAAAGCUGAUCACUAAUUUUAAUGGAAUCAAGAUAGGUCGUUUGUGAAUCAACGCACGCAUGUAUAAUUUCAAAUCUAUGAAACUUGAUAAA
Colias croceus (clouded yellow) is the source of this 2987-nucleotide messenger RNA. It is a transcript of the gene Oatp74D, whose product is annotated as solute carrier organic anion transporter family member 74D. Bases 438 to 2447 code for a protein of 669 amino acids. The transcript has 11 exons. The record is from RefSeq and is a predicted model, not a curated record. Gene Ontology annotation, molecular function: protein binding. Gene Ontology annotation, cellular component: membrane. Lineage: Eukaryota; Metazoa; Arthropoda; Insecta; Lepidoptera; Pieridae. Gene Ontology annotation, biological process: transmembrane transport; sodium-independent organic anion transport.